CUCAACCGGCGUGCCUAGCAAGCUUCCUCUUCUCUACUAGGUCCACUCCUUCUACUCUAUUAGCAAGCCACUCAAGAUAAAUCCACACAACUCCAUCAUGAGGUACAGCUUCGUGUUGCUGGGUCUCCUGGUCCUUGUCUGUGCUGUCUCGGGCAACGCCCUAGAAAACCAGGAAACUGCCAAUGAUCAUCCUGGAAUGGUCAUCUUUGGAGACUUAAGACAGGAUAACCCCUAUACCAGCUCUUUUAGCAGUGAAGAGAGCAGUGAGGAGAGCAGUGAUGAGAGCAGGGAAUAGAGGUCAGACGACAGCAGCAAUGAGAGUGGUCCACAUACAAGGAGCACCCGUCCUACUAGACCAAGGAGGACAACCACAAGCACCACCACAGCUGCUGGCAAACAGAUGCUAACAGAGGUCUUCAAACAGAUGCCAGUAGAUGUCUUCAAACAGAUGCCAGUAGAUGUCUUCAAACAGAUGCCAGUAGAUGUCUUCAAACAGAUGCCAGUAGAUGUCUUCAAACAGAUGCCAGUAGAUGUCUUCAAACAGAUGCCAGCAGAUGUCUUCAAACAGAUGCCAGUAGAUGUCUUCAAACAGAUGCCAGUAGAUGUCUUCAAACAGAUGCCAGUAGACGUCUUCAAACAGAUGCCAGUAGACGUCUUCAAACAGAUGCCAGUAGAUGUCUUCAAACAGAUGCCAACAGAGGUCUUCAAACAGAUGCCAGUAGAUGUCUUCAAACAGAUGCCAGUAGAUGUCUUCAAACAGAUGCCAACAGAUGUCUUCAAACAGAUGCCAGCAGAUGUCUUCAAACAGAUGCCAGUAGAUGUCUUCAAACAGAUGCCAACAGAUGUCUUCAAACAGAUGCCAGUAGAUGUCUUCAAACAGAUGCCAGUAGAUGUCUUCAAACAGAUGCCAGUAGAUGUCUUCAAACAGAUGCCAGCAGAUGUCUUCAAACAGAUGCCAGCAGAUGUCUUCAAACAGAUGCCAGUAGAUGUCUUCAAACAGAUGCCAGCAGAUGCAAAUAAAUGUCUUAUAAGAACAUGAACUGUACUGUAAUGCGGCCUUAAU
Molecule: messenger RNA, 1063 nt
Organism: Procambarus clarkii (red swamp crayfish)
Lineage: Eukaryota; Metazoa; Arthropoda; Malacostraca; Decapoda; Cambaridae
Product: RNA-binding protein 12B
Source: RefSeq, a predicted model, not a curated record